CAGCUUCCCAAUAUGCCUAUAGAUGAAUUUCCAACAGUUGACCCCGAUGAAGAUCUCACGCAGGUAAGUGUUUAUAUUAAAACAAUAAAAUGGAAAAUCAAACAACUUUUUUGUAUGUAGAUAUUACCUAUUCAACAAAAACGUACCAUCACGUUUGUAAAUCAUUUUAUAAUGAAAACCGUAUCAUUUCUGAAUCAGUUUGCCCAAUCUUGUGAAUCACGCUUUAUGGAAUUGGAACACAAAAUCCAGAAAAUUGAAGCUUCACUACUGAUCCUGGAAUCUCAAUUGUCAUCAAUACCUGGUUUAGAAGGUCAAAUAUCUUCUUCCACUGAACAUGCAGAGAUAAAACAAAAUGAAAAUAUUUCUUCAACAGAGGUUUCUGAUGCAGAAAAACCUGAAGACAAAGUAGAAUUUGAUUCAGCAAAUGUUACAACUGAUCCGGCUAAAACCGAACCUGAAGGCAGCAAAGCCAAAGAUGAUCCAAGAUAUUCAAAAUUUUUUAAAAUGUUACAUGUUGGAGUACCAGAGCCAGCUGUCAAGUUAAAGAUGAAAAAUGAGGGUGUGAAUCCAGGAAUACUUGAUAAACCAGAUCAGGUUAUUCCGGAAUAAGUGCAUCCACAGUCUGACUAGAUAUCUAAGUGUAAAUUAAUCUUAUUAUAAACAAAAUCAUAAAAUUGAUAUUUUUAUGUUUUUAUAAUUAUAUAAUUCAAUAAAACACGUUUUUAUAAGUUUAUCUAUUUAUUUUACUUAACGUUAACAACUUAGAACUGAAUCAUCUGUCCCUUCCUCUUUUUGUCACCACCAAGUUCAAAGUGCUUGCAACGUUUCAAAGGAAUCUGCUUCCUGUAUUUGCAGUCUGUACAUUCCAUC
This is a messenger RNA of Acanthoscelides obtectus, 870 nucleotides long. NCBI's taxonomy places the organism in Eukaryota, Metazoa, Arthropoda, Insecta, Coleoptera, Chrysomelidae. The record is from the annotation of a GenBank genome assembly.